This is a messenger RNA of Triticum dicoccoides, 2789 nucleotides long. RefSeq lists its product as uncharacterized. The record is from RefSeq and is a predicted model, not a curated record. Gene Ontology annotation, molecular function: zinc ion binding. The transcript is spliced from 5 exons. Lineage: Eukaryota; Viridiplantae; Streptophyta; Magnoliopsida; Poales; Poaceae. The coding region runs from base 1 to 2703 and encodes 900 amino acids.
AUGCCGUUUCACCACGGCACCGUGAAGCAUGGUCUGCACAAUGAAGAAGAGGAGCCGGGGCUAGGGCAGCAGCCCGUCGGCACACGGAAGGGCCCCACCUCCACCGUUGAAGACGCCGGCACACCGUCGGCGCCGCCGCCCCUGUCCAAGCUGCUCCCCUGCCUCCUCGCGCAGAAAGCCGCCAAGUGGAAGCACCACCACCACGCGCACCGUCGGCCACCACCACCAGGUCGCCGGACCGCCACUGGCCGAGCCGCACCACCGCCGCACGCCCGCGACGGAGAGGAACCAACGCAGCCGCCAAUGGAAACCUACUCCGACCUCGGCACCGACGGCGGCAGCCCUGCUCCGACGAAGCCGGCGAUGGAGGAACCACGCGCCGCCGCCACUGGAGGUCCCUCCAUAGUUGGCCCCGACGCUCCCCCCGCCCCCCAGCCGGGUACCGCCGCCGGCGCGAGGAAGCGGAAGGCCCCGACGACGGCGACAGCGAAGGCCGCCAGGAAGCCUCGCAUACCGCAGGUUGAAGAACCGAUCCAGAUGCAUGUGUACUAUGGACUUGGAGAAAUGUUUGACAGCGUUCAGGGCGAUGAUUUAGUUGAAGAUUCGUUAGACACUUUUGUAGAGAACAACUGUGCACAUGUCAUCGGCGAGCUACCGCUGCAGCCGCAGUCGAUGUCAUUGGUGGAUCUACAGCUCUGGAUCUUCAAGUUGUUCCGGCUCCAUCCAGAAACACAAGAUCUCGCUAUUAAGGGGUUCCUCAAACAACACAAAAGUGACUCCUACGACGACUCCUCUGAAGUGGACAGUUAUUUGGAGUACUGCCCGUGGGACAUACAUUACUUUACGACUGACAAGUGUUGGAGUUCAUUUGCCAAUAAAUUGAAGAGAAAAAGAAAUGUGACGCAGAAGUUCAUGUUGUAUGUGCAAUCUUCUGAGAUAGAGCAUUAUGACAUUCUGCUCAAAGCUGUAAAUGAUGAUUAUUAUCAACUGGCGACGGUUGUGUUGCCUGGGACAAAAAGCCUGACAAGUGGCUUCUGCUUUGGUGCCCUUGUGGAAGACUUGACAAUGACAGCAAAGGAAAUUGGAGAUUAUCUCACUGGUCAGUUUGGUAAGCAGAUUAGUCCUGGUGAGGCGUGGAGAGCAAAACAGUUUGCUCUGGAGAGGAAAUUUGGUACAUUUUAUGAUUCACACAACUUUGCCCCGAGGUUACUUAAGGAUAUAGCACGUAAAAACCCUGGUAGUUUUGUUGACAUCAAGGAUGCAGAGGUUGCAGGGUGUAAAGAUUUCCGUGUCCUCCAGCGUAUGUUUUGGGCAUUUGGACAGUGCUUACAGGCCUUUCGUACCUGUCGCCCUGUGCUAUGCAUCAAGGCCACACCACUAUGCGGGAAAUAUCAAGGGAUGCUGUUGACUGCUGUAGCAUUAGAUGCUAAUGAUUUCUCCAUUCCAGUAGCAUGUGCUGUCGUUGAGGGCGAGACCAACGAAAGCUGGUUGUGGUUUCUUAGGAAUUUGGAGCGAGCAGUGGUGCAUCAGUCUGAUGUGUGCAUUAUACACGACUACAAAAAGGAGUUGAUUGAUGCCGUGGAGGACUUUCUGAAUUCCUGUGAGCGACAAUGGUGUAGAGCAGAAAGCCGGUGGUGCAUGGAAGACCUUGCUGAAAACUUCUUUUCGUAUUUUGGCGACAAGAAGCUUGUGAUGAUGUUCAAGAAACUUUGCCAGCAAAAGCGACGCCAUAAAUUUGGUAAAAUCUGGAAGGAGCUUGAUGAGUUGACGUCCACAUAUAUGGCGGAGAAAGAACAUGGUGCUAGUGGGGAAAUGCAGCAGGAAUCAGUCGAGCAUGAAAUGGCGGAACUUGAGGUGCAAAGGCCAUGCAACCAACAUGAUUCAGUGGGGUAUGUGAAGGAAGGAGACAGAAAGAUAACAAAGUUCUCUGACUGGAUCAGUAUGAAACCAAAGGAGAAGUGGUCACUGGCAUAUGAUCAAAAUGGAGCAAGGUAUGGCAUCAUGGGCAGUUAUAUAGCUGAUGUAUAUAAGAACGACCAUGUAUUGAUAGGGAUAACAUGCCUUCCGCUCAGUGCGAUAGUGGAGGUGACAUUCCUGCGCUUGGUAGAGUACUUCAAAAACACAAGUGUUGCAGCAAACAAAGCAAUCGGCAACCCAUCAACUAACUUCCCUGAACGUGUUCAGGUUGACAUGACCUCCGAGAUGCAGAAAUCCGAGACGCACAAACUUAUGUAUACGGACACCAAUGAAAAAGGUUAUCUCGGUAAUGUAGUGGAUCAAAAAUUUACAGUUAAGGGAAGGAAGAGGGAGGUGACUGUUCACCUGAAGACGGACUAUAACCUCAGUAUGAAUAAGUCUGAAGGAUCCACAAUUGUAAAAACUGCCACCUGUUCAUGCAGCAAGCCACAGGUACUUCACAAGCCUUGCUCUCAUGUCAUUGUCGUCUGUUGUGAGAUUGGGGUUAGCACUGCUACAUACAUGUCUCCAUACUACAGCCUGCCCUAUCUAGUUCCCGCCUCGAGGCAAAAAUUCAAUAAGUUCUCACACGACUACAGAGAUAGGGUACCACGCUACUUCAGAGAUACUGUACUAUUUGGAGGCCAAGCACCAAUUUGGAUCCCAGACAAAAGAUUGGAGUGUGGCCUUCCUGUUUGUCUACUGUCGGACUGCAUGCAAACUGCCGUGAUUGAGGAAGAGCAAUAGUGCAGAACUGAAGAUGGAUCAGUUGCAGAAAAUCAAGGAUCUAAGACACGCUCAGAAGAACUUUGCCAGAUUUGAGCUUCUAUUAU